Messenger RNA from Lingula anatina, 987 nucleotides. Its product is annotated as sarcoplasmic calcium-binding protein. The record is from RefSeq and is a predicted model, not a curated record. Lineage: Eukaryota; Metazoa; Brachiopoda; Lingulata; Lingulida; Lingulidae. Gene Ontology annotation, molecular function: calcium ion binding.
AACGAUACAAUGGCGGGACGUCUUUUUUCUAGACGCAUCUUAAAUGGCGUGUUUUUCAGAAGUUUUUCAAUGAAGGGGAUUAAUUUGAAAAAAGGGCCACAUGAUUAUCCGGUUCCGACAGGAUCCGAUCAUUGGAGAAGAAAAAUUCGCACUUUGUUCAAAUCAAUGGAUACAGACGGUGAUGGAUAUGUCACAAAAAAAGAUUUUGAAUUAAGUGCACACCGCCUUACAAGCUACCUGAAUCUAAACGAAAAGAAAGCGAAAGAGGUACUGAAGAUGCGGCUGUUGGCGUGGGAGGUGGUUUCUAAAGGUAAACACGAUGAUUGCAGCAUAUCUGAAGACGAAUAUGUGUCCUCUAUAUAUGACGCCUGCUCUGCUUACUCAGAGCUAUUUAUUAAAAUUAUCAUCAGUGAAUGCGACUUCGCGGAUGCUAACGACGACGGUUUCAUAACUCGCGAUGAGCACAAGGCGUUCUUUUACGGGAGGGGUGUGCCUGUAAAACAUUCGGCGGAUGUCUUCAAAGUUCUCGACACCGACGGGGAUGGCAUUCUAAGCAGAGAAGAAUUCAUUCAAGGUGCCGUGGACUUCGUUUUUAGUGAAGACGAAAACAGUCCCUACGUGCAUUUCAUAGGACCACUAGUUUAACAAUUUAUACGAACUUUGAUUAUUGUAAAAGUGUACACUAUUGCAUAAACAUUUUGAAAUGGGGCAUUGCUUUUUUGGGAAUUAUAGAUCAUGUGCACCACAAUAUAUAUGUUGGCAUGGUAAUCUCAUAGCUAAUUACUAGUAUUGACUUUUGUAAACUGUGAAUCGACCAGCUGGUAAAUUUUAGAUAGACAAAGCGCCAGAAAUGGAGAACAUCAGAAAAUCCUAAUUUGCUGUAUCCUUGGGUGGUAAAAAAACAGUGUACACUAUCUGAACCCAUAAUUUUGUUCUGUCAUUUAAUUUCCUUCAUAUUUGUCAAUGAAAUGUGACCACCGGGCAAUC